Fomitiporia mediterranea MF3/22 is the source of this 1110-nucleotide messenger RNA. RefSeq names its product NAD-binding protein. Lineage: Eukaryota; Fungi; Basidiomycota; Agaricomycetes; Hymenochaetales; Hymenochaetaceae. The coding region runs from base 1 to 1110 and encodes 369 amino acids. The transcript has 6 exons. The record is from RefSeq and is a predicted model, not a curated record.
AUGUCCGGAAAGCAGACAAUUUUCCUCACCGGUGCGACAGGAUAUAUUGGUGGAUCUGUCCUUUGGCGCCUUGUCAACCACAAGGACGCGAAGAAUUUCAAUUUAAAAGUGCUCACCCGUGAUCCCGCAAAGGCGAAACUCCUCAAAGAGAAGUUUGGCGUCGAAGCAAUUGUUGGAAGUCACUCGGAUACAGACAAGAUUGAAAUACUUGCUAAAGAUACCGACUAUGUCAUUACCACGGCGGACAAAGACGAUCUCAAAGCUGCGAAAGCUAUUUUCCGUGGCAUGAAGAAGUAUUAUGAGAAGAAUGGGAAAGUACCAAUUUAUAUUCAUACUUCGGGGACUGGUGUAAUUGCUGAUAAUGCGGUCGGAAUGUAUGCGUCUGAGAAGAUAUACGAUGAUUCUAAGGUUGAAGAUAUUGAGUCCCUCGAUUCAAAGACACAAUCUGGCCGGGGUGUCGACAUAGAAGUUGCCUCGGCCGACCAAGCAGGUUAUGUCAGGACUUAUAUCAUCCUCCCGUCCACAAUCUACGGCAUAGCAAGGAACGGAUUUACGGAAUUGGGUAUUCAGAACCCGCACUCCAUCCAGGUACCUUUGCUGAUUCGCGCAAGUAUCGAUCGCGGACAGGGAGGUAUGGUCGGUCUGGGCAAGAAUAAGUGGCCAAACGUACACGUUGAUGAUGGUUCGUCAAUUGCUUCAAAUCGUCAUUAUGUGCAUGGAAGUAACGGAUAUUCUGCUAUCCUCAAAUUAGUUGCCGACUUGUACAUUGCCCUGUUCGAUAAGAUCCGUGCGGACGUGAACAGUGUCCCUCACGGACGUGAGGGUUUCUACUUCGGUUCUUCUGGCGAGCACGACUUAUACGAAGUUGGUAAGGCAAUCGCCCAAGCUCUUGUUGAACUUGGACGAGGCAAGAGCCCUGAGCCGACGACGUUCACUAAGGAAGAAAUUGACAAAUAUUUCGGUGGCUCGCUUUUUCUGGGAUCGAACUCUCGUUGUGUUCCCAAUCGCUCUCUCGCGCUCGGUUGGAAGCCUGCACAUACAACGAAAGACUUCCUUGCGUCCAUUAAGCCCGAGAUUGAAGCACUCAUUGCAUCAGGGAGGCACACGUAG